AUGUUGACCUCACGAGAAGGAUUCACGGUCGACGUGAUUGCCAGAUGGCUCCGAAAAUCAGUCCUCAAUCCAUACCUCUCGAUACCGCUUGCAACUGGACUGGCGGUGGUAUCAGCAAAAAAGAACGGAGCGGUCGGACUCUCAGACAUCAGAUUUGACACCGCUCAGCGCGUUGCGUUCCUCGCGGCUCUAGCAAGCUUCGUCUUGUCAACCACCGAGUAUCUCAACAAAUGGUCAGCAAACAACUGGACGACAGACCACACAUGGGAUUUUGACAAAGAAAUAAUUGUUGUCACCGGUGGCAGCAGCGGCAUCGGCCACAGUAUCAUCAAACACAUCUUGGCCAGAAACCCCCAGGCAACUAUCGUUGUUGUCGACCUGGCUCCGCUAUUAUGGGAGCCUCAGAAAGGUUCCAACAUCCACUUCUUCAAGUGUGAUCUGACCGACACAAAGGCGCUCAAGACUCUUUGCACGUCGAUCCGAACUCAAGUCGGCGAUCCUACCGUUCUCAUCAACAAUGCGGGAAUCGCACGGGGUUACAGCGUCAUGGAAGGCUCGUACGCAGACGUUGAGUUGACCAUCAAGACAAAUUUGCUCGCCCCCUUCCUGCUUACGAAGGAAUUUUUGCCGCACAUGGUUCGCACCAAUCAUGGCCAUAUCGUCAACGUCGGGUCGAUGAGUUCGGUGGUUCCCCCAGUGAGAAUUGCUGACUACUCUGCCACGAAGGCUGGGCUCACCGCAAUGCAUGAGUCACUUCAACUUGAGCUGAAAUACAUUCACAAAGCGCCCAAAGUUCGUCAAACGCUUGGAAUCUUUGGCUUCAUCCGAACGCCGCUGGUUCCCUUUGACCCCGGUCAGCCUCACUUCAUGAUGCCGCUCCUUCAUGUGGACUCGGUAGGAGAGGCCAUCGUGAAUUCCCUUUACAGUGGCUUCGGACGGACGAUCUAUCUGCCCGGUAUAAUGUCAUCUGUGACAGCCCUGUGUCAAUACAUAGGCCGAUUUGACAUGCGGAAAAUGUCGAAAACUUCGGAUACGCCUACCUACAGUCAGUUCGCGUGCGUGGGGACUGGGUUCUCGGCGAUCGGGCUGGGAGCUACGUUGAAAAGAUGGUACGGCAUAGGCGAUAUCAAAUUCUUUGAGCGGCACAGUGAUCUCGGAGGAACAUGGUUUAUCAACCAAUACCCAGGAUGUGCAUGCGACGUGCCCAGCGCAUUGUACAGCUUCUCGUUCGAGUCCAACCCAGACUGGAGUCGAGUACUGCCUCCGCAACAGGAGCUAUGGCAGUACCUCCACGAUGUGGCCCAGAAAUACUCGCUCAUAGAGAAGAUGAGGUUCGGCGUUAAUGUCGAGCAAUGCGUCUGGUCGGAAGAACGCAAACGCUGGAGGAUGAACAUCCGUCGCUACGAAACCAACCAAGUCUUCGCGCAUGAGUGUCAGUUCCUCUUCGCUGCCACAGGACAACUCAUGCAGCCGCGGGAGAUCGAUGUUCCCGGUUCAACAAGCUUCAAGGGUCGCAUCUUCCAUUCGUCCCGGUGGGAUCAAACCGUGGAUAUCCAGGACAAGAAAGUUGUUGUCAUUGGGAACGGGUGUACUGCAUCGCAAAUCGUACCGGCCAUUGUAGGCAAGACGAAGCACCUCACGCAAGCUAUCCGCACAAAGCACUGGGUCUUACCCCCCGUCGACAACGAGAAUACAGAGUUCAUGAAGAAUGUCUUGAGGCAUGUGCCAGGAACACAGACGCUGCAGAGAUUUCUGGUCUUCGCUGCGGCAGAAAACACAUUGCGAGGGUUUUACAUGACGAAUGAUGGGAAUAAGUAUCGCAAGCGUGCUAGAGCCAACGCUGAGAAGUACAUGAAGACAACGGCGCCGGCGAAGUAUCAUGACAAACUCAUACCUGACUUCGAACUCGGCUGCAAGAGACGAAUCUUCGACUCAGGUUACUUGAACAGCUUGCACUCGGAAAACCUCACUCUACAAGACGACCCGAUCCAAGAAAUUGUACCAGAGGGUAUUCGAACUCGGGAAGGCGUCACAGAGGCGGAUGUCAUCGUUUUGGCCAAUGGUUUCGUUACAAACAAUGCGGUUGGGGGCCUGGAUGUCAUUGGUCGAAAUGGAGAGCAGAUAGACCAGCAUUGGGAGUCGUUUGGUGGCCCAGAGGCCUACAAUUGCACGAUUGCAAGCGGUUUCCCAAACUUCUUUGUACUUCUUGGCCACACGUCCACCAUCAUCGCAGCGGAAAACUCCAUUAACUUUGCACUUCGCAUUAUCAAACCGGUGCUUGAUGGCAAGGGAAUGACUGUCGAAGUUACUAGAGAGGCAGAGCAGCAAUACGUCAGCCAGAUGCAGGCCGACAUGCAAAAGACUGUAUGGUCUACGGGAUGCACUAGCUGGUAUCUGAAGGACACAACGGACGGUAAGAAGUGGAAUGGCUCGACAUAUCCUUACUCUCAAGCGUACUUCUGGUAUCGCUGCUUGUUCCCCGACUUUGGUGACUUGGAAAUACGUGUAAGCAUGCGAGUGAGACGAGGUAACUUGGAACGGUAA
This is a messenger RNA of Colletotrichum tamarilloi, 2544 nucleotides long. RefSeq lists its product as uncharacterized. Lineage: Eukaryota; Fungi; Ascomycota; Sordariomycetes; Glomerellales; Glomerellaceae. The transcript is spliced from 5 exons. Gene Ontology annotation, molecular function: flavin adenine dinucleotide binding; N,N-dimethylaniline monooxygenase activity; NADP binding. Bases 1 to 2544 code for a protein of 847 amino acids. The record is from RefSeq and is a predicted model, not a curated record.